Messenger RNA from Zophobas morio, 1755 nucleotides. RefSeq names its product UDP-glycosyltransferase UGT5-like. The transcript has 4 exons. The coding region runs from base 176 to 1732 and encodes 518 amino acids. The record is from RefSeq and is a predicted model, not a curated record. Gene Ontology annotation, molecular function: UDP-glycosyltransferase activity. Lineage: Eukaryota; Metazoa; Arthropoda; Insecta; Coleoptera; Tenebrionidae.
CCAGAGGAUUACAUAACAGCAACAAAUCUCAGCUUAUCUGCACAACGUGAUUUGUGACCACACACGUCUUCUCGUCUAUGUAAUAAAGACUAAAUCCACGCUUUAUAAAUUAGUGAAGUCUGGUGUUGUAACUAGUUCAAAUAAGAUAUGAUAUUAGCUGCACUCUUGCAUUAAAAUGACUAACUCGUUUUUGCUAAUCUCAGUAACAGUACUUGCUACAUUAACAUGGCAAGGCCAGUGUGCGAAAAUCUUGGCCGUCUUUCCAAUGCCCUCGUACAGUCACUUCCAACUGGGUUUCCGAAUCGCCAAAGAACUAGCUGACCGUGGUCAUCAAGUCACCGCAAUUAGUCCAUACCCCCAGAAGACCCCCAUCAAGAAUUACAAAGAUGUGUCUGUGGAAGAACUCGUGCCUUUUGUAGAAGAACUAAAGAAAAAUCUGUUCUCUGCCAAUGCAUUCACCCCACGUGACAGCCUCAAUUUUAUGUUCUUACUGGGCAAUACAUUAACAGAGAAAACCUUCAGCCAGAAAAGCGUCCAAGAUUUGUUAAAAUCUGACGAAACUUUCGACGUUAUGAUAAUGGAGCAUUUUGUUAACGACGCUUUGGUUGGAAUUGCACACCGUUUUAAAAUCCCAGUGGUAUUAAUAGGGUGUAUGCGCGCUAGUAGUAUCAACAACUAUAUUUUUGCCAAUCCAGCUCCUUCUUCCUACGUUCCAAAUCUUCUUGGAGCCUUCACCAAACACAUGAACUUUUGGGAAAGAAUUGAGAACUUUUAUUACAAUCUCCUGAAUGAUAUUAUGAGAGAAACGGUGUUUCUUUCCAAACAAAGAGAAAUUUUCAAGAAAUACAUACACACAGAUCUGGAAUUAGAUGACGUUUUGUACAACGUGAGUCUAAUGCUUACAACGUCACACGUGAGCAUCAACGAUGCAGUGCCUCACGUCCCAAGCAUGAUAGAAAUUGGAGGUUUCCAUGUCAAUCCACCAAAACAACUACCUCAAGAUCUGCAAACCUUCCUAGAUAAGUCUUCUGAAGGUGUCAUUCUCUUCUCCAUGGGGUCGAAUUUGAAGAGUAAAGAUUUGAAACCUCACGCUCGAGAUGCUCUUCUUCGUUCGUUUGCAAAAAUCAAACAGAAGGUGUUGUGGAAGUUUGAAGAAGAGCUACCGAAUGCUCCUGGAAACGUGAAGGUGAUGAAGUGGGUACCACAGCAAGAUGUCUUAGCCCACCCGAAUGUUAAAGCGUUUAUCUCUCACGGUGGUCUUCUAAGCACCAUCGAAACCGUCUACUUCGGAGUCCCUAUUAUUGGAAUUCCUGUUUUCGCUGACCAGAAAAUUAAUGUAGCUAACGCUGCACAAAACGGCUACGCUGUGAGCGUACCCUUAGCUGAAUUAUCAGAAGAGAAGCUCUCAUUGGCACUUGAUGAAAUCAUCAACAACCCUAAAUAUAGAGAAAAUGUUAAGCGGCGUUCGGAGAUAAUGCACGAUCAACCACUCAAGCCUAUAGAUGCGGCUAUUUAUUGGAUUGAACACGUAAUACGUCAUCAAGGAGCCCCUCAUUUUAGAAAUGCCGGAUUGGAUUUGAUGUGGUACCAACGACACUUGGUGGACGUGUUCGCGUUUUUGGGUUUUGUGGCGGUUGUAGGUUGUGUUGUAUUUUUCGUUGUCCUGAAGAAGGUAACGAGUUUGUGUUUCACGAAGCAGCCGAAAGUGACGAAGAAGAAGAAGAAUAAGUAAAUAAAAAUAUGUUGAAAGCUUAA